AUGCUGCGUGGACGUGUGCUCUUUGCAGUGCUUGCAACCGUCGCCAACAUUCUUCUCUUGUCUGCUGGAGUGUGUCACGCUGCUGGCGAUCCUCCGGAAAUUCACCGAAUCAUGGAGGCGCUCCUGGAUAAGCAAGGAUGGUCUCCACCGCAUGGUCUGAGUGCAGGAGGAAGCUCGUCCUCUGACAGCGGGCGUGCUUCGCGUCCACUUCAAAAUGCUGCUCACUUGGAAGCCAGUUCAUCCGGUGAGGCGCCACGAAUCCGCACGGCCGAUAAUCCUCUGUACAAGGCUCCGUGAGUUUACGAAGGCCCUUCGUGUCCCUCUCUGAUCGCUGACAAUUGCUCGCUGCGGGACCUUGCAUUCAUUCAGCGAUGAUUGGAUGGUAGGUUCAUCUGUUCCCGCUGCCCAACAUAGCAACGAACUCACAAUUGACUCAAACAACAUCUCUUUUCCUGUCCCAAAGCAACUCGGUGACACUCGAAUGCUCAACUGGCACGAACCCCAAACUCGACGAGUCGUGCACCGCUGGGCUCCUUGGGUUGGAUUUACGACGUGGAAUGGCAAGUACAUGGAUGUGGGCAGGGCACCGGCCGGUGGCCGGCUGCCGAACGAGAGGGAACAACUGGACCAGGCGGUGAGUAGGGAAACCAGGCGGCCUGAGCUUGCAUUUCAUCCUCAACGUACUCAUUCGUCUUUUGACGUGCGAUCCCUCGCCACCCACGUGUCAAUGACAGCUCAAAGACAUGAGAGAGAAAGGUUUCAUUGUAACGCGCUCUUCACGCUUUGGUGUGCAAAGGUAUCAAACCUACGACGUCGCAAAGAAUAAGUGGGAGAACACAGGAUGGGACACGGGCAGCUCUUCCGCUGCUCCACAGGGACGCAUUCCCAUCCUUGACUCUAGUGUGAACCCUGCGACCGAUCCAGUGCCCCGCUCACGCAGACGCGUGACCAACCGCCUGCCUUCCAGCGAAGGGGCUGGCCCGUCGCUUCUGCCCGGCCAGUCGUCUGGUGCUGGACCUAGUGGAGCGGCGAAUCUGCCAAGCGGUCGUCAAAGCCGUAGCUCCAGUUCCAGUGGCGACGGUAGCGGCGGAUGGCGGCCUGCUUAG
Molecule: messenger RNA, 1106 nt
Organism: Ceraceosorus bombacis
Lineage: Eukaryota; Fungi; Basidiomycota; Exobasidiomycetes; Ceraceosorales; Ceraceosoraceae
Source: the annotation of a GenBank genome assembly